Molecule: messenger RNA, 1362 nt
Organism: Pipistrellus nathusii (Nathusius's pipistrelle)
Lineage: Eukaryota; Metazoa; Chordata; Mammalia; Chiroptera; Vespertilionidae
Source: the annotation of a GenBank genome assembly
AUGGGCUCUUCGCAGAGCGUCGAGAUUCCCGGCGGCGGCACGGAAGGCUACCACGUCCUGCGGGUACAAGAAAAUUCCCCAGGACAUAGAGCAGGACUGGAACCAUUCUUUGAUUUUAUUGUUUCUAUUAAUGGUUCAAGAUUAAAUAAAGACAAUGAUACUCUGAAGGAUCUACUGAAAGCAAAUGUUGAAAAGCCUGUAAAAAUGCUUAUCUACAGUAGUAAAACACUGGAGCUUCGAGAGACCUCAGUCACACCAAGUAACAUGUGGGGUGGCCAGGGCUUGUUGGGAGUGAGCAUUCGUUUCUGCAGCUUUGAUGGGGCAAAUGAAAACGUUUGGCAUGUGUUGGAAGUAGAAUCAAAUUCUCCGGCAGCACGGGCAGGUCUCAGACCUCACAGUGAUUAUAUCAUUGGAGCAGAUACUGUCAUGAAUGAGUCUGAAGAUCUGUUCAGCCUUAUUGAAACACAUGAAACAAAACCAUUGAAACUUUAUGUGUAUAAUACAGACACUGAUAACUGUCGAGAAGUGAUUAUUACACCAAAUUCUGCAUGGGGUGGAGAAGGCAGUCUAGGAUGUGGCAUUGGAUAUGGUUAUUUGCAUCGAAUACCUACACGUCCCUUUGAAGAAGGAAAGAAAAUAUCUCUUCCAGGACAGAUGACUAGUACAUCUAUUACUCCUCUUAAAGAUGGGUUUACAGAGGUCCAGCUGUCCUCGGUUAAUCCCCCAUCUUUGUCACCACCAGGAACCACAGAAAUUGAUCAGGGUCUGUCAGGACUUUCUAUUAGCUCAACUGCACCAGCUAUCAGUAAUGUUCUCAGUACAGGUGUACCAACAGUACCAUUAUUGCCACCACAAGUAAACCAGUCCCUCACUUCUGUACCAUCAAUGAAUCCAGCUACUACAUUACCAGGUCUGAUGCCUUUACCACCAGGACUGCCUAACCUGCCUGCCCUCCCCAACCUCAACCUUCCGACACCACACGUCAUGCCCAACGUCAGCCUUCCAGAACUCGUGAACCCAGGUUUGCCACCUCUUCCUUCCUUGUCUUCCCAAAACUUACCUGGCAUUGCAGCUCUCCCCUUGCCAUCUGAGUUCCUUCCGUCAUUCCCUUUGGCUCCAGAGGUCUCUUCGGCAGCAGGCUCAGUGGGGCUGCUGUCCUCCCUCCCACCCACCAGCAGCCCACCCUCUGACCCCGUCAUGACCACUGCAAGAGCAGAUGCUGCCUCAGCGCUCCCUCUGGAUGGGACGCUCCCGACGUCCAAGGCCCCCAUCGCUGUUGAGGACAGAGUCAGCGAGUCCACCCUAGCCAGCCAGAAGCCUGUUUCUGCGGUGACAGAUGCCAAUGCCUCUGAGUCACCUUAA